Molecule: messenger RNA, 954 nt
Organism: Knipowitschia caucasica
Lineage: Eukaryota; Metazoa; Chordata; Actinopteri; Gobiiformes; Gobiidae
Source: the annotation of a GenBank genome assembly
AUGACCAAGUUGGAUUUAUUAAACGUGUUUUUAAACGACAGACUCACAGCCGCGGCACAGGACAUCUUCCGCGCUAUAAAGGAGACCGUGCUGGAAUAUCAGGGCGAGCUGGUCUGCGUCAGAGAGGAGAACGAACGGCUCAGGCAGCUGCUGGAUGCGACUGUCCAGAGGCUUCUCCUACGGCCAGAGUCAAGACCUGGACAGUUUCCUGAAGUGGAAGAGUGUCUGGGACGUGACUGGAGAUGUGCAAAGAAACAGGUGCCAUACGUCAAAGAGGAGCAACCAGAGGAGGAGCCCCCAGAGGAGGAGCCCCCAGAGGAGGAGCCCCCAGAGGAGGAGCCCCCAGAGGAGGAGCCCCCAGAGGAGGAGCCCCCAAAGGAGGAGCCCCGAGAGAAGGCCAUCGCUGCAUGUGACUCUCUGUUUGCAGUAGGGCAGAUCAAAACAGAGGAGUCCACACACACAAGCAGUCACUGGAGCGCUAACAGCGCUAACAGCGAUAACCCGGCCCACCCCUGGCCCCGCCCUCUUGAGCCCGUAAACAGUCUUCACAAGUGGCACAGCUGCGUGGAGUGCGGUAAAAACUUCAACUUCGCAUGUCAGCUGGAGGUGCACAUGCGCUGGCACACCAAGGAGAAGCCGUACGCAUGCGCCGUCUGCAGGAAGAGCUUCACCACCGCCAGCAUGCUCAAUAGACACCACCGCAUCCACACAGGAGAGAAACCCUUCCACUGCCACGUGUGCGGCAAGAGCUUCAACCAGUCAGCCCACCUAAACACACACUUCAGGCUGCACCUGCGAGAGCGCCACAGAGAGCGCCACAGAGAGGACCACAGAGAGAACCACAGAGGGGACCACAGAGGGGACCACAGAGAGGACCACAGAAAGAACAACAGAGAGGACCACAGAGAGGACCACCGAGGGAGAGGAGGCCUCAGCGCUGCCCUCUGCAAAUGA